Thlaspi arvense is the source of this 1584-nucleotide messenger RNA. The record is from the annotation of a GenBank genome assembly. Lineage: Eukaryota; Viridiplantae; Streptophyta; Magnoliopsida; Brassicales; Brassicaceae.
UAAACACAUUUUUUCUUCAACAAUCUCAAUGCUUUCAAAAUCCUCUCUUUCUCUCUCUUUGACCACCUCGAGUCACAUCACAGAACCUUGACCAUCAACAACACAACACAAAAUCAUAGAUUCUUAAAAGGAAACAUCUUUCUUCUCACUUCUCACUUCUCACUUCUCACUUCUCACUUCCCUACUUCACUUCUCAUUUAUUGAUCUUGUUCUCCAGUUAUGAUUAGACAAACUACAAAUCUCGAAUCUUCAAAUGACUGUUCCUCCAAUUGCAAUAAUGCUGAUUCAUGUCCAGCUUCUGGAUCCGAGAGCUUCAAAACCAGCAGUAAUGGUUCUCAAGACAUUAGGCUCAACAACAGUGUCAGCUUAAGUUUCUGUAGCAGUAACAGUGUAAGCAGCGAAGCUAAUCUAGAAAAGUCUCGAUCUUUCGAUGCGAACGAGGCUAAUUUCAAAAGGGUCUUUUCUCCAUCGAAGCCGCAUAAAGGGAACGAUCUUCGAUGGGACGCGAUUCAGAGCGUGAAAUGCAGUAGAAACGAGGAUCUGGGUUUAGGGCAUUUUAGGCUGUUGAAGAAGUUGGGAUGUGGAGAUAUUGGGAGUGUGUAUUUAGCUGAGCUUAGAGAGAUGGGAUGUUUCUUCGCCAUGAAAGUGAUGGAUAAAGGAAUGCUGAUUGGGAGGAAGAAAUUGGUUAGGGCUCAGACCGAAAGAGAGAUUCUUGGUUUGCUAGAUCAUCCUUUCUUGCCCACGCUCUACUCGCAUUUCGAGACUGAGAAGUUUUCUUGUCUUCUUAUGGAGUUUUGCAGCGGCGGAGAUCUUCAUAUUCUCCGGCAGAAACAGCCCGGAAAACACUUCUCCGAGCAAGCCGCCAGUUUCGUGAGCCCUACGCUGAUUCAGUCCACUUCACAGCCUUCUUGUCACAUUACCUCCUACUGUAUUCAACCUUCUUGCAUAGUAGAUUCAUCCUGCAAAUUACCUGUUGCAUGUAUCCAACCAUCUUGCUUCAAGCCUCGUUUCCUCAACAACAAACCAAGAAAGACGAAAACCGAAAAAUCCGGUUCGGAUUCGCUCCCGAUGCUAAUAGCGGAGCCAACGGAUGCUCGGUCUAUGUCAUUCGUGGGCACGCACGAGUACUUAGCUCCUGAGAUCAUAAGAGGAGAUGGCCAUGGAAGCUCUGUUGAUUGGUGGACUUUUGGUAUAUUCCUCUACGAGCUGUUAACAGGGAAAACGCCGUUUAAAGGAAACGGUAACCGCGAGACGCUAUUCAACGUUGUUGGUCAACCGCUAAAGUUUCCUGAAGGGUCUAUAAGCUUUGCAGCUAAAGAUUUGAUUCGAGGUUUGCUUGCUAAAGAUCCUAAGAAGAGAUUAGGGUUCAAGAAAGGUGCUACAGAGAUAAAGCAACAUCCUUUCUUUGAUAAUGUGAAUUGGGCUCUAAUCAGAAGCACAAACCCACCAGAGAUACCGAAACCUAUCGAUCUUUCGAUACUAAACGAAACCCUCAAGUCAUCAGUUCAACAACAACAACAAGACAAGCAUUCAAAACAAUCAGAUUCUUCAUCAGGUCCUUAUUUAGACUUUGAAUUCUUCUGA